CUGAGCACUUAUCCUGACUACUGUCUAGCCGAUAUCCGGGAUUACAGAGACAUGGUUUUAUCACCUGCCACUGUCCCCUAGCACCACAUAUGAGAAUAGGAUUAGCCCCAGACUCUGUGGAACUGUUCUCUACACACUCUCCCUCCACUGAAGGUGAGCCUUCCAGAGACUGGGAUUCAAUUGCCUCAGGUCUGGAGAUGAGUUCUGAUGUCUCCUCUGGACACACAUAGUAGAGAACUAGAAUUCUUGUGAGAGUAACACAAGUGGUCAAGUCAACAACUCCCAAGUAAAAACCACCUGUGGUACCCAAUUCA
Molecule: messenger RNA, 314 nt
Organism: Geodia barretti
Lineage: Eukaryota; Metazoa; Porifera; Demospongiae; Tetractinellida; Geodiidae
Source: the annotation of a GenBank genome assembly